Dermacentor andersoni is the source of this 3629-nucleotide messenger RNA. NCBI's taxonomy places the organism in Eukaryota, Metazoa, Arthropoda, Arachnida, Ixodida, Ixodidae. The record is from RefSeq and is a predicted model, not a curated record.
CCCGGCAUUUGGUUCGUGUUCAGCGGUGGAAGGCGCGCAGACCAGCGUCCUUGCUUCAGCUGCCGGGCGGUCGAGGCAGCGGUGCUUCGUCUCGCGGCCUCGUUUGUGGAGACUGGUUUUUCAAGUGGCGCCGGCAUUUGGAACAUCAAGUGUGUCUCCAUCAAGCUGUUGUCGUGACCUAUCCUGAGCCAUGUGUCCCGUGGUUCUGCUGGCGCUGUUGUUGAGCCUUCUGUUGCUUUUGCUCGAGGUUGUGGCCGCGCUGUCCGUGGCCUUCAACCCAGCGCGCGUGGAGAAGUUGAAACAAGGCGACCUGGCGCGUGUCUCGUUUUCCGCACCCGCUCUGGAGCCACGAUUCUUCAGCGUCGCCUCGGACAAUCCGUAUGUGGCAUCGGUGGCCGAUCUAAAUGUGACUGAAACUGGCGCUUUUGUCAACGGGACGUUUGCCGUGAAGGGGAACUUUCUGGGUCACGCUAAGGUGCGCGUUGUGACCAAUGGCACUGAGUCGAACGAGUUUCUUCCCGUCAGCGUAGUGCGGAAGCAGAACAGACUCUCCUUAAUAUUCACGGUAUCCGUGGCCGUGCUAGUUUCAUUAAACUACAUCAACAUGGGUUGUGCUUUAGACAUGGAAGUUGUGAAAGAUGUGCUGCGAAGACCUAUAGGCCCAGUGGUGGGCUUCUUCAGCCAGUAUCUUGCCAUGCCUUUGGUGGCUUAUGGAAUGGCACAGUGGCUUUUCGAAGAAGCUUACCUGCAGCUAGGACUUUUCACAUUUGGCUGUUCCCCUGGCGGAGGAGCUAGCAACAUGUGGACGGUUCUUCUUGGUGGUAACCUGAACUUAAGCAUUGCCAUGACCUUCAUCAGCACCAUUGCUUCUUUGGGCACUAUGCCCCUCUGGCUGUUCACACUUGGACGCAACCUGUUCCAAGAGGCAUCGCUGCGCAUUCCCUUCCGCAACAUAUUCACCACAUUGGUGUCAAUGACGCUGCCACUCGGUGUUGGUCUGGCCCUGCAGCGUUGGCGGCCCAAGGCUGCUGACGUGUGCAAGCGCUUGCUGGCCCCAGUGUCCGUGGCCAUGAUAGUGUACAUAGUUGUGUUUGGCACAUAUGCCAACCUGUACAUGUUCCAGCUGAUGAGCUGGCAAGUACUGUUGGCUGCAGCAGCCAACGUCUGGGUAGGCUUUGCAGUGGGUGCCCUGGCCACCCGAUGUGCAGGCCUCCCGUGGGCUGACGUGCUCGCAGUGUCCAUAGAGACUGGCGUCCAGAACACGGGCAUUGCCAUUGUGUUGCUGGGCUUCUCCCUGCCUCAGCCGGAGGCAGACAUUGCAUCAGUGGUGCCUGUGGCGGCCUCCAUUGUGACUCCCAUCCCACUGCUGCUGCUGCUGCUGGGGCAGAAGGUGUACAGCCGCUGCUGUCACCGGGCCGACGCAGUGGCGGACGCAAAAGGUGUGGCAGCCUUUGCUGAGGUAGGCGCCGCGGGUGAUGUGGAGGAGAAGCGGGCAUUGACAGUCUGCAACGGAACAGUAGCCAACGGCACGCUCGGUGGCGGGAAGGCUGCUGAGGCCAGCUACGGUGACGAUCCUGAGCGGCUGUGAUGUGUUGUUGGUGUGACUUGGUGUCCCUCGCUCCUGUUCCCUGUGCACCUGCUGUGGCCUUGUUUUGGGGGUUGCCUGUCUUUCCAUCCUUUCCCUACAAGCACACGCUUUGAACACUUGGGAGGAGAUUCAGUUGCUUACUACUGACACUGUUGGCCUGCACAAUAUUUUAACCAAUAAGUGUGCCCAAGAGCAAGCUGAAAUUAUGAGUCAGAAGUAUUCUCAAUUUUAUAUGUGUCAUGUUUUUUUAUGAGCCAAUUCUAUUGAGAGACAAGAAGCGCUUGCAACAUCAUAUUUCAUAUUUUGUAUGAUCUUGAGAAAAGACUUGUGCAUUUAAUCAUACACCCUUAAGUUUACCACUUCUUCAUUAACUUCCCUAACCUGCUUGCUUUGCCAAAUAUAGGGACACACAUGCUUACGGAACCUAGUGAUAAGUUGAGAUAGUAAAAUCUAUUUACCUUUUGAAGCAUGAUAAUGUGAGUAAAAAAUAAAACAUUUAAGAGGUGAUGCGGGGCCGAAAGGUAAACUUAUGAGCUGAUGUGCCAAUUUUAAUGAAAUUUUGCAUGAGGCUUUGUCUUCUUGUCAUUAGAACAUGUAGCAAAUUUGAUUAACCUAGCACAAAUACAAAAAAAAAGUUAUGCAUGUCCCAUUGAGCAAAUGAUUGUGUCAUCUUAGGAAAACUAUAAUUUUCACAACUAUAAAGCUAGAUGAAGGUUUUUUGAAUAAAUAUCUUCUGGACACCCGAUAUUACUAGAUAGAAGCAGCUGCUUGCAAUUUUAUGCAUUUUGUAGGAACCGCAUUGCUAGAAAGCUAAAGUGGUGUUUAUUUUCUUUAACUGUAAUCCAGAAAUAUUUACUUGCUAUGUCCAUAGUCAUGUUCCUCACAUGUAUUCAGCCUAGAAACAAUUUUAGAAACAGUUUUCACCUUUGCUGUUUCAAAGCAGUAGUUUCCUAAAAGUGUGAAUUGGCCAGAAAGUGCUUAUAGAGAAAAAUCACUUCAAAGGUCUCAAAACAUGCCAAAACAUAUGCAACUGUUGGAUAAGAAGCUCGUUUUCUUCUCUUCUAUCAUGCAAAUAAGCAAACUUAGCAAGAACCUCCUUUAUAUGCUUAGAAAUCAAAAACACAAAAUUGGGAAAUGUGGGGUUCUGAUGAAAAUUGUAAUUUUAGCCCCGCAUCCCCCCUUACAACUAACAAAUUUCUGUAAGCAUUUGAUUUUUUUUCUUAGUGCAUGCUGCCAUCUUGCAUUCAGGAGGAAUGUGUGUUGCUUACAUUGUAAGCGGCCUAUUCUGGCCUCUGUUUUUCCUUCUUCCUGGCUGCAGUGGGCUCAGUGCAGUUACGUGGUCCGACCUUCAUUUCAAUACGUACAGCUGUUGACAUGUUUAAGAGAGGUAUAUUUGCAUAGGCAUUUUUAUGCUUCAAUUUAAUGCAGGAGGCAUGCUGUUAUGGUGGACCCAACAGGCAUAUCUUAUAGUGUGUGCCAAACAUUCUUAUAUUGAAAAAAAAAAAGAACAGAAGCGACCUGGUAGCUAGCAGAAUGCUAUAGUUAGUGUGCAAGAAUGUCACUUUGUCUUUUGUGUCUGCAUAAUUCUUUUACAGAGAUCUCUGAAACUUAAAACUUAAGCCUGGACAGCUUCAUUUGUUCACUGCACUACAAAUAGCUGUCGUGCAUCUUGCUUUGCAACUGCAGAGGAAAUUGAGUUCGACGAUCUGACUUUUAACGUAGUAAUGACAGCUUUGAAGAAUCUCGUAUCAGCAGGAACCAUUUUAUUUCUUUUUUAAUAUAAUUAAAAGUGCUUGUGAAAUCUCUCAGUACACUGUGAUAGCCUGUUUUGUUCAUAUUUGAUUUCUGGCUCAAGUUUACUUUGUUAUUCAUAGUGCACCAGGUUUUGACACCAAAUUGAAAUCCAUGCUUUUUAAUUUAAUAAUGUAGUACUUAGCAGUGAUGGCCAACUUUUUUCCCACAUGACAAGCCUUUUUCCAGCACCACUUGAGAACUUGUAAGAGAGAUGUGGUGGAGGAUAAACUUGCAUCGUGGUUGCUUU